This is a messenger RNA of Suillus fuscotomentosus, 510 nucleotides long. RefSeq lists its product as uncharacterized. The record is from RefSeq and is a predicted model, not a curated record. NCBI's taxonomy places the organism in Eukaryota, Fungi, Basidiomycota, Agaricomycetes, Boletales, Suillaceae. The coding region runs from base 1 to 510 and encodes 169 amino acids. The transcript has a single exon.
AUGCUAACUUCCAGUCUAGAAGAUCCAGCUCCAGAUGCCGGCCCAUUAGUUGAGGAAGAGCUGGCGCCUCCUGCAACACUGGCGGUUGCCAAUCCUGAGUCGUCCCAAACGCUGGACGAUCCCGUGGCUGCUGGCCCAUCAUCCAUCUUGGCGCCAUCCUGUGUCGCCCAUGACCAGGAACUGCAAGUGCUGAAGAUGGAAGUCACUGUGCUUCAUGCAACCGUCGAGGCUCUGAUGGGUCAAGUGGUGGCAGGCGACCAGCUGCUACAAGCUGCAUACAUGUGCUUGGAUGCGCAAGAUAACCGCACCGAUCUGCUCGCCGGCAAGAUCACCGACAUUCACUGCCUUGUCGAUCCGCCUUCCUCGGUGACCCCCACAGAUAUCGCUGCUGAUGAGUGUCCUGACUUGGCUGCUGGUCCAGCCCAAGAGAUGGAGGAUUCGGCUUGCUUGCCAGUCACCAUAAAGACUCCUGAGGUGGAGGACUCUAAUGUUUCUGGUGAGCCGGUGUAG